Molecule: messenger RNA, 1394 nt
Organism: Lathyrus oleraceus (garden pea)
Lineage: Eukaryota; Viridiplantae; Streptophyta; Magnoliopsida; Fabales; Fabaceae
Product: putative tRNA (cytidine(32)/guanosine(34)-2'-O)-methyltransferase
Exons: 12
Coding region: 258-1208 (316 amino acids)
Biological process (GO): tRNA methylation; cytoplasmic translation
Cellular component (GO): cytoplasm
Molecular function (GO): tRNA methyltransferase activity
Source: RefSeq, a predicted model, not a curated record
CCGGGUCAAGUUUGUUUAAACGGGUCGACCCGGUUUAUGUUAUACUUCAAAUUACCUAUAUACCUAGUGCCUUCUAAUUUCUAACAUCAUAGCUCUUACAAUAACUUCGAACACUGAACAAGAUUCUUCAUUCAAUUCGAUUUUACUCUCUUGAAUUCUUCUUGCUUUGUUUUUUGCGUUUUAGUAGCUAGUGAAUGUUGUUGGAUAGUUUGAUUCAGGAGAAAAGAAUUUGAGGCAGAGUAAGUGAGGGAGAAAUUAUGGGCAAAGCUUCAAGGGAUAAGAGGGAUAUAUAUUACCGGAAAGCAAAGGAAGAAGGUUGGCGUGCUCGAAGUGCCUUUAAACUCCUUCAGAUAGAUGAAGAAUUCAACAUUUUUGAAGGGGUAAAACGUGUUGUAGAUUUAUGUGCUGCACCAGGCAGCUGGAGUCAGGUUUUGAGUCGUAAACUGUACCUUCCAGCCAAGCUUGUACCUGAUGCAAAGGAUGAAAAUCUUCCUCUUAUAGUAGCUAUUGAUUUGCAGCCAAUGGCUCCGAUUGAAGGUGUUAUCCAGGUGCAGGGUGAUAUAACUAAUGCUCGGACUGCUGAAGUGGUCAUUAGACAUUUUGAUGGUUGCAAGGCCGACUUGGUUGUGUGUGAUGGUGCUCCUGAUGUUACCGGGCUUCAUGAUAUGGAUGAAUUUGUUCAAUCGCAACUCAUACUUGCUGGGUUGACAAUUGUUACUCAUGUCCUGAAGGAAGGAGGGAAGUUUAUUGCAAAGAUAUUUAGAGGAAAGGACACAAGCCUUCUAUACUGUCAGCUAAAAUUAUUUUUCCCGGUGGUGACUUUCGCAAAACCAAAAAGCAGUCGUAAUUCCAGCAUAGAGGCAUUUGCAGUUUGUGAAAACUACUCCCCUCCUGAAGGAUUCAAUCCGAAAGAUCUUCAUCGGCUACUUGAGAAAGUUGGAAGUCCAUCAGGGGUAGAAGAUACAGAUUGUGUUAGUGGGUGGUUGGAAGGCUCUAAUAAGGUGUAUAUCCCAUUUCUAGCUUGUGGGGAUCUCACUGGAUAUGACUCUGAUAGGUCAUAUCCACUACCUAAAGUUGUUGGAGGAACAUAUCAGAGCUUGGAUCCAGUACAACCACCUAUUGCCCCUCCUUACAAGAGAGCCCUAGAGUUAAAAAAAGCCUCAACUCAAGGAUUCAGAGAACAUGAAAAUCUUUCUUUGGAAUCCUGAUCUUGCAUAUCCACUGUUUAUUCAUAAUCCCUUAAAUUCCUUGCUAGCCUUUUGUUGUCACUGUUUUUUUAAAUGAAUACAAAUUAUUUUAUGGAUAAUUAUCCGAACUUAUUAUCUGAUUCACUGGAUAACAACCUUGAUGAUGUUUAAACUGUUUGUAAUCUAAUUAGAUUGAAUUGAGAUUUA